AACUGUGCCAAUAUAAAUAAUCAUGCCCACAAGGCCCAACCUUUGCAUAUGAGCAGCAUUCUAGUCACCUGAGUUAGGAGAGUUGCUGGGGUGAGAGAAUGGAGAAAAGUGACCUAUUUCUGAUUUGGAAAAAUUGGUUGUAUCAGUGAAAGAGAGCCUGCUAUGUUCCUAUCUUUUGUUUCUUCGUGAGCGUUCAAGUGCAUAUUCUCUCUUUCUCUCUCUCAUUACAUUGCUUGCUGAUAGAGCCUCUGAGAGCUGGAGGCCUUGGACCAGCACAGGCCUAAGAGAUAGUUUUUCUGGAUUCCGGGGCCAUCUUGUUUCUGUGGUGACUGCUCUUCAUGGGAUUUAUUCCCUAGGCUUCAAUAAAACUAUACUCUUCCAAGAUGCACACAUUUUUCUGCCUGUGGAAGAACAUGCUUUGACAGGUUUUUAGAUCCCUCUCCCCUGUUGUGUUGUGGUAGCCUGUAGGACAGUUAGUUUGUGCUAACCAGGCUAUAGCUGAUUAUUUGACAGGGGUAUUGUUCCUCUGGAGACUUUUCUCAUACCCCACAUGCUCUUGUACCUUCCUGGAAGAAAUGGCAUAAAAUGACAAUAUCUGUCUAAUUACACUUAGAUGCUUUUGGUUUUCCACGAGUGAAAAAUUAAAUGAAUCAAAUGUGCUUUAUCACCGUGGAGAUCUUGGAGAAUCACCUGAGCACCAAGGUCACAUGUACUCUCAGAAGCUCUCAUCUGUGAACUUUAAUAAAGAUUGACCCUCACUCCUCCAAAGACCAGCCUGAAAGCCUUCAAACCCGUCAGAUGAUGGAUGAGUCAGACGAUGACUUUAAGGAACUCUGUGCCAGCUUUUUCCAAAGGGUGAAAAAGAAUGGCCCCAAGGAAGUGUCGGGGGAAAGGAAGACACAAAAGGCCUCAAACAGUACCCAGAUAAGAAGCAAACUGAAAAGGACCAAACCAACUGCUUCCAAGAGCAAAACCCUUCAAGGCCCCGCUGAGAGGAAAACUCGCUCUGGCAGCCAGGUCCUGCGGACUCAAAAGCAAGGGGCACCCAAGUGGCCAGAGAGUGAACCUGCUCCCCCUGAAAAUGGGGAGGGAAGCGUGCAUGCUUCUGCUGUGCUCCAAGACAGUGCAUGGAGCACCCAGACAGAGGCCACUCCUGACAGCCGCUCCCAGCCCCCUCCUUCCUGUCUGACUGCGAUGGUGCCCAGUCCCUCCAAACCCCGGGCGGCAGAGCUGGUGCUACAGCGAAUGCAGCAGUUCAAGAGAGCAGACCCCGAGCGUUUGAAACACGGUUCAGAAGGGUGCUCCCUAGAGGCUGCACUUGAAGAAAACGUCCCAGAGGGCCCUCAAGAGAUGAUGGCGGGGAACGGGUCUGGGCCCAGGCUCCCUGCCACAGAGAGCGACGCUGCAGUGGCCUUGGCCCUCCAGCAUGAGUUUGGGCCAGAACGGGCAUCCACACACAACGACAGCCUGGAGGAGAAGGGGUUGUUCUUUUGCCAGAUCUGUCAAAAGAACCUCUCGGCUAUGACUGUGACACGGAGGGAGCAGCAUGUGAACCGGUGCCUGGACGAGGCUGAAAAGGCACUGAGACCUUCUGUGCCUCAGAUCCCUGAAUGCCCAAUUUGCGGCAAGCCAUUUCUCACCCCAAAGAGCAGAAUCAGUCACUUGAAACAGUGUGCGGUGAAGAUGGAGGUCGGCCCGCAGCUCCUGCUCCAGGCCGUGCGGCUGCAGACAGCUCAGCCCGAGGGGGCCUCUGGCACACUGGCAUCGAGCCUCAGGGAUCACACUGGAGGUCUGAAGCGGAAGAGAGCCACUGCCAAGAAGGAGCCGCAGAAGAGGCGGAAGGUCGCCAAGCCCGAGGCGCCGUCCGAGGACCUGCUGGUGGCCAUGGCUCUGUCCCGGUCCGAGAUGGAGCAGGAGGCUGUGCCGGCGGCACUCAGGCUGGGAAACGCUUUUUCUGAGAGGACGAGACCGGGAGCAGCUCUAGAGAAGAAAAGUCGCAAGAAGAAAGCCCCCGUUACGCCCCCGCAGUUGUUAGUCCAGGACGCGGAGACCACAGGGAGACAGAUGGAGGAUCGCGUGGCCCAGCUCUUGGCAGAGGAGCUGGAGCUGUCUGGCACGCCACCGCUUCCUGCGAGCAGAAUUUUUAAGGAAGAGCUGGAAAAGGGCAGGCGGGGUCUUCGACCACCUGGAGGAAAGCAGAAAUUUCUGUGGGAGGGCAGCGCCCUGACCGGGGCCUGGGCUCUGGAAUCCUUCUACACGGCCAGCCUGGUCCCUCCCCUGGUGCCCCAGCGGCCCGCCGAGGGCCUCACACAGGAGCCCACGCUGCCACUGGAGCUGCCUGAGAAGCCAGAGCCUGGCAUGCAAACACCCCUUGCCGUCCAUGGCACCCGCCCUGUGGGCCACAGACCCCUGAGCCCAGCGCCCUCCGCCAGCCAGAGGGAGCAUCAGGCCCUGCAGGACCUCCUGGACCUGGCAGGAGAGGGGCUGAGCGCCAGCCCGUGGCCCUGCAGCGGGGGCCCGGCCGGCUCAGGAGGGGCCACAGGAAUGGACUUGUCGCCCAGCAGCCUUCCACUGACUGGGUUUGUCCUGCCAGCCAAGGAGAAGUGCCUGGAGAGGAGCGGCCAGGCUUCGCUCGCCCUCGGUUUGCUGGUGGCCGACUUCGGUGCCAUGGUCAACAACCCACACCUCAGCGACAUCCAGUUUCAGAUGGACAGCGGGGAGGUGCUUUAUGCCCACAAGUUUGUGCUCUAUGCCCGAUGCCCACUUCUCAUGCAGCACGUAAACAGUGAAGGCUUCUUUGCAAUAGAAGAUGGUGACAUGAGGACCCAGCGCGUUCUGCUGAGUGACGUCAGCGCUGAGGCCGCCCGGGUGUUUCUGCGUUAUCUCUAUGCUGCGGACACUGCCCUUACUCCCCAACUGGCCCCUGACCUGAGCUCUCUGGCCCACAGGUUUGGCGUGACUGAGCUUGUUCACCUGUGCGAACAGGUGCCUGUCCUGAUGGAUGCAGAGGGUGGACAGCAGAAGGAGCAGGAAGACGAGGAUUGUGAAAGCAGAGUGGAGACUUUCCAAGAACUCCUGCGGUCAGUGUGGCGGGGUGAGGAGGAGGAAGCAGAGGCUCUGCUGAAAUCCGAGGGCCGAGAAGAAGACAGAGAAAAGGUGAAUGAGGCAGAGAUGGAAGAAAUUUAUGAAUUUGCAGCUACUCAGCGAAAGCUGCUCCAGUGGGAGAAACCUCCAGCCAUGGAGGAAGAAGCUGACCAGCUCAGGGAGGACGGUCCAGUUUCUGAGGGAAUCCUCACAAGUGUUCGCAAUAAAGAACAGUCAGAAAAUGCAGAGCAGAUGGAAUCAUCUGGGCAAGGAAGAGAUGAGGCCCCAGACAAAUGGAAAAACAUGAGACAGUCCACGCUCCUGCCCCCCGGGGACCAGGGUUUAGACAGGGAGGAGAAAGCAGAGUCCCCAGAGGAAGCACUGGCUCUUCCCUACUCUUCCAGCCCUGCCCGGGGUCGGGCAGAGAAGCAGGAAAGUACCAUUUUGUGCUCAGUUGAUGAUGAUGAUGAACAGUCCUUUUCACUGCCUCAAGCCGGAUACCCUGAACCCUCCCAGAUGACAAGUGAUCGCAAGGAAGGAAACUGCACCGUAUGGGAAAGGGAGAUAGAGAGUUCCCAUCCCCCUGCUCGCCAGCAGGCACCUCCCUCACACUCACCCUUCUUCCCAUCACAGCCCCAUCAAGGCAGGAGUCCCUGCCGGCCACAUCUUCGUUCUCGUCACACCAGUGACCUGUCCCUGCCAACACCCCAGUUGCAGGGCACGGCUUCCAGGGUGGCCUCUCAGAACUCAUCACUGAAGCCAAAGAGGGCCAGAAGCCUUCCCAUGUCACAUAAGGAUCCAGGCCAGAAAGACAAGGAAUGUAGUUCUGUGUUGGAACACAGAGGUAAAGGGGUACUGAUCUCCCCAGAAAAGUCGCCACCCAUGGAUCUAACCCAGUCAGAACCUGGCUGCUUGAGUGCCAGGUCUCAGAACUCCCCAUCCAGCGUGAACAGAGAAGAUGAGGUUAUCCUUUUAUUGGAUUCAGAUGAAGAACUGGAGCUGGAACAAAUCAAAAUAAAGUCAGUUUUGAACGGUCCCUCGGAAGAAAGGAAAGUUCUUGAAGUUAGCACCAAGUCCUCUGAGCUGUUUUCCAUCAUCGACCUCGAUGCGGAGCAGGAACCUUCCCAAAGCCCACCAGGAAGAGAACCCACGCUACAGCAGGAGGUGGAGGGACCGCUGGGGAACCGGGGCUCUGUCGGGGGCAGAGGGACCCCCCAGCUGUUCUGCAACCCCAAGAUCAGUGGCAACGAGGACAGCAUGACAGAUACCUCAUGGCUGGUGCCUGCCACCCCACUGGCUAGCAGAAGCCGCGACUGUUCAUCGCAGACCCAAAUCACAGGCCUCAGGUCCAGGCCUUCAGCAGACCCACUGGCUCAGCCCAAGCCCAGGGCCCUGUUAGAGACCAGGGACGAACCGGAAGCCAUGAGUAAGUUUUCGGUCAUUGUGCCUCAGACAUCAUCCUCACUCCUGAGCCCCGUCGCUCCUGGAAGCCCUGACAGCAGAAGGCAGGUCUGCAGAAGCCCAUCCAGUCCCCACCCCAGAUGCCACCAGUACUUUUCUCCUCUGGCUCCCCGUCCCGGCUCAGGAGGCCUCGCUGAUCUCACUGGGCAGUUCCAGAGGCACCCGCCGCCUGCGCCGAGCCCAGGGGUUCAGGCCACUGCGAGUGAAGUGGUGGAGGUUGAGGACAGUGAGGAGGAGCAGGAGGUGGCCUCCCGGAAGGCGAGCAACAUCCCCCUGCCGGAUAGUGACCCCCCGAUUCCAGCCGACGAUUGGUGUUGGCACGUGGAGCCCCUCUCACCAAUUCCGAUCGACCACCUGAACCUCGAGUGGACCGGUCCCCUGAGCACCAGUAGCCCUGGCAGUAGGGUGGAGGGGGCCCCAGACAGCGGUGACUGCCGCCCCCCAGCACUGCUGGGCACCACCCCCAUCCGAGGAAGCUGCACUGGCCAGAGGAAGGCUCAAGAGAAAUCCCCUGGGGCUGGCUCCCCUGGGAGCAGCAGGCUGAGCUUUCUGAACUCAGCUCUGUGGGAUGAUUGGGAUGGAGAAGAACAGAAGUCGCCAGAGGCUCUUCCUCUGCCCCAGACACCGAGCGUGCAUGGAGCCCAGAAGUUGCAAGAGUUACAGACGCCAAAAGGUGCUAACCGGAAGAAGAACUUGCCCCCCGAAGUGCCCAUAACCCCAAUGCCAAGGUAUUCCAUCAUGGAGACCCCGGUGCUGAAGAAAGAACUGGACAGGUUUGGGGUCCGCCCUCUGCCCAAACGCCAAAUGGUCCUGAAACUGAAGGAGAUAUUCCAGUACACUCACCAGACACUGGAGUCAGAUUCCGAGGAAGAGAUCCAGUCCUCACAGGUGCCCUUGGAGGCUCCUUGCAGCCAGACUUACACCACCAAGACCUCUAAGGCUUCAAGGGCAGCUGGCCGCACCCAGCUGGAGGCCACUUCUGGCCCCGUUCCCCAAAGGUCCAAGGGACCUGCUAAGACCAAGGGCCCCCAACAUCAAAAGACGCAGCCUGGUGGAAGCGUCCCUGCCCUGAGCACGUCACCAGCCAAGGAGGGCCCUCCAGGCCCUGAUGGUGACACCCAGCUACCGGCCUCCCAGGAAUCCGUGGCCACCUCUGUAGACAGCAGUGACAGCUCCUGCAGCUCACAAAGUUCUUCCUGUGACUUUGGAGCGGCCUUGGAGUCUGCAGGAGAAGAUGAGGAGGACGAGGAGGGUGUCAGUGCUUCACAGGCAGCCAUCCAGGUAGCGGCCACAGAGGAGGCCGUGAGGCGUUACAUCUGCUCCAAGCCAGCCCUCUACCGCAAGGUCCUGCUGUACCAGCCCUUGGAGCUGGCAGAGCUACAGGCCGAGCUGAAGCAUCAAGGCAUCCACGUGGCCACGGGGAAGCUGUUGGACUUUCUAGACACCCAGUGCAUCACCUUCACCACAGCUGCCGCCCGCAAGGAGAAGCUUGAGAGGAAGAGACGGCAGCCCGUGGGCAAGAAGACGGGGGUCAGAACCCGUGGGCCUGUCCCCCGCCCCCAACCCCUGGCCAUCAGCAGCCUGUGAGGGUCUGCGGCCUCCGUCAGCCAGCCAGGCCCCCACAGUGUUUCUGAGCUUUCUGACCACACCGCUCCCCCUGUGAAUAACGGCAGCACCAACCCAGAUCAGCUUCCUCUUGACCUCAUACCCUAGAGUGGCCUUUGGAGUGUGUCAUCUGCUGGAUUUAGGGGCCCUGGCCCCUCCCUCCAUUGGUGCCCACAGUUGGUCUCCCUUUAACCCCCUUGGACCCCAUGUGUUUCAGGAGGGGGUGGGCCACUGCCAGCUGGCCAGGGCAAGGCCUGAUUCAGCCGCAUCUUCCACUCUCUUUGCCCACCAGUCACAGGUGUCCGUGUCCUGAGGUGGAUGUCUGGGUCCAGGCUGCCCCUGCCCAUGUCUUCCUUCUCAGCACUUGGGCUGUAAUCCCAGCCUCCACCAGCAGACCAGCUGUCCACAGGCCCUGCACUGCCAGGCCCCAGGUGCUCUGCUGGCCCAGCUGUCCUGCCCAGACACCUGUCAUUGUCACCAGCAGUCUUUGAAUUGGACAGUACAGAAGGCCCAGUACAGCUCUGAAGCCCCCAAAAUAAGCACGUUUUUUGUUAACUGGUUCCACCAGUAUGUGUUGUAGCCGCCUGUGGAGUGCAGGUGAGGGCUGGAAAAGAAGAAAAGUUGUUUGGGUCUCUGCGUCCUUGCAAACGUCUUGUCUGUUUUAAAUACAGUGCAGUUCAUUUUAUAUGAUGUGCAAUAAAAACAAAAAGUCUUUAUAGAAA
This is a messenger RNA of Mesoplodon densirostris (Blainville's beaked whale), 6872 nucleotides long. It is a transcript of the gene SLX4, whose product is annotated as SLX4 structure-specific endonuclease subunit. The coding region runs from base 799 to 6132 and encodes 1777 amino acids. NCBI's taxonomy places the organism in Eukaryota, Metazoa, Chordata, Mammalia, Artiodactyla, Ziphiidae. Gene Ontology annotation, biological process: interstrand cross-link repair; meiotic DNA double-strand break processing; DNA replication. Gene Ontology annotation, molecular function: enzyme binding; DNA binding. The transcript has 15 exons. The record is from RefSeq and is a predicted model, not a curated record. Gene Ontology annotation, cellular component: Slx1-Slx4 complex; nucleus.